AUGGCCACAUUCCAGCAACCACCCACAGAAGUAUUAAUCUGCAGCUUGGUGCCCGCUGCUGAACUGGAGGACGUCGGCAUACAAACCAAAUGCGCGUUCGCAACUCAAACACCGGGCGACCUGCCCGUCGCGCAGCGCAUGCGCGCGGCCUACUGGCUCAAACACGCCUACGACAACGGUGACGACGAGGCGGAGAAACGGUCGGCACGACGAGCGUUGGAACGAGCCGCCGCGCACGCGCCGCACGGAUCGUUGCUCAGGCACGAGUGCGCGUACGUCUUGGGCCAGCUCAGGGACGCGCAGGCCGCCCCUGCGCUCCAGACGAUCCUCUGCGACACGGCCGAGGACGCGAUGCUGCGGCACGAGUGCGCCGAGGCGCUGGGCGCGAUCGGCGAGGGCGACGCGGUGCUCGAGCGCUUGUCCAGGGACGCGAGCGAACCGUUCGAGGUGCGCCAGACCUGCGAGAUCGCGCGCGACUUCUUGAAAUGGAGACGAGCGGGUUCUGAAGGCGCGGCGCCCAUCGCUUGUGCUUGUAUGUUAUCACCAUUUAACUCACACGAUCCCGCGCCGCCGGACCCAGCUCAUGUCAAUUGGAGUUGUGAUCAAUUAGAAGAUAAACUGCGGGAUGCGUCCGCGGACAUGUUCGAGCGGUAUCGGUGCAUGUUCUCGCUGCGGAAUAGAGGUGGGGAGGACUGCGUGCGGGCGUUAGGAAGGACCCUAUCUUGCGAUCAGUCGUCUCCCUUGUUACGCCACGAGGUCGCGUUCGUCCUCGGGCAGCUUCAGCACCCGGCAUCUCUCGAAUACCUGGAGGCUUCGUUACGACGAAAAGGCGAGCACGCCAUUGUGAGACACGAGGCCGCCGAAGCGGCAGGCGCGUUGGAGGGCUGCUGGGAGGCGUGCGAGAAACUACUAGGAGAGUUUCGGAACGACGCCGACGUCGUCGUGGCGCAGUCCUGCGAGGUGGCGUUGGACGCGGCGGACUAUUUUGGGCGGGCGUCGUUCGCGCAGGAGAAGGCCGGGCACUUCAACCUCGCCGGCGCGCUCGGCGACCUCGCCGUCGCCACGUCUGGGGACUAA
Molecule: messenger RNA, 1077 nt
Organism: Pelagomonas calceolata
Lineage: Eukaryota; Pelagophyceae; Pelagomonadales; Pelagomonadaceae
Source: the annotation of a GenBank genome assembly